Messenger RNA from Cottoperca gobio, 2742 nucleotides. RefSeq names its product integrin beta-1-like. Gene Ontology annotation, molecular function: fibronectin binding; protein kinase binding; collagen binding involved in cell-matrix adhesion. Gene Ontology annotation, biological process: cell adhesion mediated by integrin; cell migration; cell-matrix adhesion. Gene Ontology annotation, cellular component: cell surface; synapse; focal adhesion. NCBI's taxonomy places the organism in Eukaryota, Metazoa, Chordata, Actinopteri, Perciformes, Bovichtidae. The record is from RefSeq and is a predicted model, not a curated record. The transcript is spliced from 14 exons. Bases 292 to 2556 code for a protein of 754 amino acids.
CAGGCAGGGAGAGGGCUCAUGACAAUCCUUUUGUAAGCCAAAGUCGCAAACACUUCAAUGAAGUCUUGUAACGAAUUUCCUGAAACAAAACCACAGACGGACCCCAGUCCGGUCAAACUGCAUUAUGGGCCGUGUAAACUGUGGUUAAAGGAUACAGUAAGACCAAGACGUCUUAAAGAGGCCAGAUUGGUUAACCAGAAUCCCGAGUCUCUUGUUCAUUCUUGCCCACAGCUGUGAUUCAGGACUGUUGACUCUGCAAUAUGUAGGCUGGACAGGAUUGGUACAACGAAGAUGGAUCUGCGGUUACUUUUAAUAGCAACGUUAUCAGCGGUCCUCUGUGGCAGCUGGGCACAGCAAGAGGGAAGCGUAUGCAUCAAGGCAAACGCACAGUCGUGUGGGGAAUGCAUCCAGGUCGCCGAGACGUGUGGAUGGUGCGGAGAUGAAAAAUUCCUCACUGUGGGUGAGUCCAUGUCGGCUCGCUGUGAUGAUCUGGAGUCCCUGAAAAAGAGAAAUUGUGUCGUGGACAAAAUUGAGAACCCACGCGGAAGCAUCGACAUCAACAAGAACAAGCCAGUCACCAACCGCAAGAUGGACAGAGCUGAGAAGCUGAAGCCCGAGGAGAUCACCCAGAUCCAGCCGCAGAAACUCACUCUGACGCUCCGAUCUGGUGAGCCCCUGACUUUUAAGCUGAAAUUCAAGCGUGCUGAGGAUUACGCCAUCGACCUGUAUUACCUCAUGGACCUCUCCUUCUCCAUGAAAGAUGAUUUGGAAAACGUGAAGAACCUCGGCACUGACCUCAUGAGGGAAAUGCAGGAGAUUACCUCAGAUUUCAGGAUUGGUUUCGGCUCAAUUGUGGAAAAGACCGUCAUGCCUUACAUCAGCACCACGCCAGCCAGGCUCAUCAACCCCUGCACGGGGAACCAGAACUGCACCAGCCCCUUCAGCUACAAGAACGUCCUGACGCUGACGGACAAGGGAGACGAGUUCAAUCGCCUGGUCAGCCAGCAGCAGAUCUCAGGAAACCUGGACUCUCCAGAGGGGGGCUUGGAUGCCAUCAUGCAGGUGGCAGUCUGUGAGGACCAAAUCGGCUGGAGGAACGUGACUCGUCUGCUGGUGUUUUCCACCGACGCCGGUUUCCACUUUGCUGGAGACGGCAAACUGGGCAGCACCGUCCUGCCCAACGACGGGAGGUGUCACCUGGAGAACAACAUGUACACCAUGAGCCACUACUAUGACUACCCCUCCAUCGCCCACUUGGUUCAGAAACUGAGCGACCACAACAUCCAGACCAUCUUUGCCGUCACUGAGGAAUUCCAGCCCGUCUACAAGGAGCUGAAAAAUCUCAUUCCUAAAUCAGCUGUUGGCACACGGUCCUCCAACUCCAGCAACGUGAUCAAACUCAUUAUCGAUGCUUACAAUUCUUUGCCGUUUGAGGUCAUUCUGGAAAACGGCAGGCUGCCAGAGGGAGUUUCCAUCACCUACAAGUCCAUCUGUAAGAACGGUGUGGAGGGAACCGGGGAGAACGGCAGGAAGUGCUCCAACAUCUCCAUCGGGGACGAGGUGUCUUUCGAGAUUUCUGUUGAAUCCCAGAAGUGUCCUUCGAACGGCAAGCCUGAGAUCAUUAAAAUCAAACCGCUGGGCUUCACCGAGGAGGUGGAGAUAGUUCUGAACUUCAUCUGCGACUGUCAAUGCGCCGGCGAAGGAGAGCAAAACAGCGAGACGUGCCACCACGGCAACGGGACCUUUGAGUGUGGAGCCUGCAAGUGUAACGACGGACGUAUCGGGCGUGUUUGCGAGUGCAGCAAAGACGAAGUGCGGAUCGAGGAUCUGGAUGCCAACUGCCGAAAAGACGACGGUACGGAUAUCUGCAGCAACAACGGCGACUGCGUCUGCGGCACCUGCGAAUGCAAGAAGCGGGAGAAUCCUGCAGAGAUCUACAGUGGCAAGUACUGCGAGUGCGACAACUUCAACUGCGACCGCUCCAACAACAAGCUCUGCGGAGGACAUGGGCACUGCGAGUGCAGACAGUGCAUCUGUGACGCAAACUACACAAGCAGUGCCUGCGACUGCUUCCUGGAGACCGCCUCCUGCCUCGCCAAGAACGGGCAGAUCUGUAACGGCCGCGGUACUUGUGAAUGUGGAAUCUGCAGAUGCACCGACCCCAAAUUCCAGGGUCCGACCUGUGAGGUCUGUCCCACCUGCCCCGGCGUCUGCGCUGAGCACAAAGACUGCGUGCAGUGUCGAGCAUUCGAGACCGGCGAGAAGAAGGACACGUGUGAGCGGGACUGCAGCUACUUCCAGCUGAUCAAGGUGAAGGAUCGCGACAAGCUACCCCAACCCACAGACCAGAGCUUCCCACUGACGCACUGCAAAGAGCGAGACGCCAACGACUGCUGGUUCUACUACACCUUCGCCAUUAGGAACGACAACAAGGAGGUCUACGUGGUGGACUGCUCAAUGUAUCUUCAUCGGGGAACAAAUCCUCGACUUCGUAGCGCACAUCGUGGCAUCCUUACACAUGAUUUUGAAGAAAACUGUACUUGCGAUUUGGUUUAGUUUUAUAAUGCGUUUUAAGAUGCACAUUUAAUAUUAAGCCAUCCGCACUAUUGGGUCUUUUUCUCUUUGCUAAGUAUAACCUAUUUGUGUCCGGUGUUGUGGAAGUUUUCCUGCUUUACUCUGGAGAGAUGUAUAUAAAAUCAAAUACAUGGUGAUAGAGACAGAGUUGUCUUUGUGCAUUUAUUU